Messenger RNA from Triticum dicoccoides, 4810 nucleotides. RefSeq lists its product as uncharacterized. The coding region runs from base 324 to 4463 and encodes 1379 amino acids. Gene Ontology annotation, molecular function: ATP binding; protein kinase activity; zinc ion binding. Gene Ontology annotation, cellular component: nucleus. The record is from RefSeq and is a predicted model, not a curated record. Gene Ontology annotation, biological process: protein phosphorylation; signal transduction. The transcript is spliced from 20 exons. Lineage: Eukaryota; Viridiplantae; Streptophyta; Magnoliopsida; Poales; Poaceae.
CGUUCUUCUCCGCCUCCGCCUCCGCCUCCGCCCGCCUAUACAUACCACCAUCCCCCCUCCUCUCCUCUCUCCCCUACCGUUCCGCCAUUAACCGCCACUACUACUGCCUCUCUUCCUGAAUCUUGAUCCCACUCCCAUGCCUGCGACUCUACGAGUUCGCUGAGAACAAACUACCACCAGACUCCAUGCGGCAUCGGCAGCAAGGGGAGGACAACAAGGAGCUCUUCGUGCAGUGGAGGCCCUGCGACAAGAAGAGGUCCUAGUCGCCCGCAGGAACAGAUCUGUUUAUCGGGUAAUUCUUUUAAUCGGUGGGUAUUGGCUGAAUGGUUGAUUCGAGCGCGGGAGGGAAGAUGAGCGCGCACGGCGGCGGCGGCGGCGGGAGAACGCGGGUGGGGAGGUACGAGCUGGGGAGGACGCUGGGGGAAGGGACGUUCGCCAAGGUCAAGUUCGCCAGGAACGUCGAGACCGGCGAGAAUGUCGCCAUCAAGAUCCUCGACAAGGACAAGGUCCUCAAGCACAAGAUGAUCGCGCAGAUAAAGCGCGAGAUCUCCACCAUGAAGCUCAUCAGGCACCCCAACGUCAUCCGCAUGUACGAGGUGAUGGCCAGCAGGACAAAGAUAUACAUAGUCAUGGAGCUUGUCACAGGUGGCGAACUUUUCGACAAAAUCGCUUCGCGUGGGAGGCUCAAAGAGGACGACGCCAGGAAAUAUUUCCAGCAGCUCAUCAACGCUGUCGACUACUGCCAUAGCAGAGGUGUCUAUCACCGUGAUCUCAAGCCUGAAAAUCUUCUGCUUGAUGCUAACGGUACUCUCAAGGUGUCCGAUUUUGGACUCAGCGCCCUAUCGCAGCAAGUCAGAGAGGACGGGCUGUUGCAUACGACUUGUGGAACUCCCAAUUAUGUUGCUCCCGAGGUUAUAAACAACAAAGGUUAUGACGGAGCCAAGGCUGAUCUGUGGUCAUGUGGGGUGAUUCUCUUUGUCCUCAUGGCAGGCUACCUUCCGUUUGAAGAUUCAAAUCUCAUGGCGCUUUACAAGAAGAUAUACAAAGCAGACUUCAGUUGCCCAUCUUGGUUCUCGACGAGCGCGAAGAAGCUCAUCAAGAAGAUACUAGAUCCUAAUCCUAACACUAGAAUAACUAUUGCUGAGGUUAUUAACAAUGAGUGGUUCAAGAAAGGAUAUCAGCCUCCUAGGUUUGAGACAGCAGAAGUUAAUCUGGAUGACAUUAACUCUAUUUUCAACGAAUCUGGGGACCCAGCACAGCUUGUUGUCGAGAGACGUGAAGAAAGACCGGCAGUGAUGAAUGCAUUCGAGUUGAUCUCUACCUCCCAGGGCCUCAAUCUUGGCACACUUUUUGAGAAGCAAACGGAUUCUGUUAAACGUGAAACACGGUUUGCGUCGAGGCUUCCAGCAAACGAAAUAUUGUCGAAAAUUGAAGCAGCAGCAGGACCCAUGGGCUUCAAUGUACAGAAGCGCAACUACAAGCUCAAGUUGCAAGGAGAGAAUCCUGGAAGGAAAGGUCAGCUGGCAAUUGCAACAGAGGUUUUUGAAGUGACACCCUCACUCUACAUGGUGGAGCUCCGCAAGUCGAAUGGCGAUACCCUCGAAUUCCACAAGUUUUACCAUAGUAUCUCGAAUGGCCUGAAGGACGUCAUGUGGAAGCCAGAGGGUAGCAUAGCCGAAGGUGACGAGACCCGGCACCGGAGGUCUCCGUAUUGCUUGCUUGCACUAAAGCUCUUCCUUUUGCUUCUCAGUUCUGCCGGUGCUUCAUCUCCUCCCGCGCAAACAAAUGUAGCUACCAUAGAUUGGUUAGGCAGCGAGCAGUUAUCUAAAGUUGGGUCAUCGUCCCAUGUUGCUUCACAUGCUGCUCAGCCAUCUCUUAGUACUAAUGCUGUUGGUGCUGCUAUGGAUUUUUCGCAACCAUCAUAUAGACCAUGGGAACGAGGAGAUUUACUUCAUCGACUGGCCACAUUUAAGCCUUCAACAUGGGCUUCUAAACCAAAGGCUGCUAGUUCACUGGCCUGUGCUCAAAGGGGCUGGGUGAACAUUGGUGUGGACAAAAUUGAAUGCGACUCAUGUGGCGCACAUCUGAUAUUUACUGCAUUGACAUCCUGGUCCCCUGCUGAAGUUGCAAAUGCUGGAGAAGCCUUUGCUGAACAGCUUGAUGCAUCGCACCAGAAUGAUUGUCCCUGGAGAGGGAAUAGCUGUGCUGAUAGCUUGGUGCAGCUCCACUUCACACCAUCAGCUCUUCUUGGUGGUUUUAAAGACCGCUGUGAGGGGCUGUUGCAGUUUAUAUCUCUCCCUGUUAUUGCCUCGUCUGCAAUAGAGAGUAUGAAACUCACUAGGAGUCAGCAGAUUGAACAUGUCUUAUCCCAAUCAAUCGCAAUUCUGUGUGGGGAGCUGGGUUACAAAACAGAUGGUACAACAGGAAUUGAUGUCAAUCAUCAAGACGAAACCUGCAGUUACUCUCAAGCGCAGAAGCUUAUUAGCCUUUGUGGAUGGGAACCUAGAUGGCUUCCGAACGUACAAGACUGGGAAGAAAAUUCAACCCACUCUGCAAAAAAUGCAGCCUCAGCUGAACCAGAUAAAUGCUCCCGCUUUCCUGAGCAUCAGCAAAAUUCAUACUCUACAUCAGUCAAGAAAGAUAAGGGGAAAGGCAAACUACGUGUAAAAGAUUCUGGAUGCAGCAUGAGGUCACCUUUGCUGGAUUGCAGCUUAUGUGGAGCUACAGUGAGAAUCUGGGACUUCAGAUCCGUUCCACGUCCUUCUCAUCUUAAUCUUGGCAACAUUGAUGCACCUGAUGCAGGGACUAAACCCAUGUUGGCACGUGGAAUUAGUGCUACGAGUGGGAUCAAUGGAUGGGUUGCUGAAGGACGUGAUGAGGCAUGCAUUGUUGAGGGAAAAUCAUUGUCAAAUGCUCCGGUUGACCUAAAUCUGACAAUGGCAGGAGGAUUGCCACCAACCCAUUCUGGGAUGCUCUCAAUGCCUGAAAAUUUCAAGAAUGAGGGGAUGGGAAUAGAUCUGAUGAUCGGUCAGCCUACCGGGAGUGAGAUUGGUGGCUAUGCAGCCUCAUUUGAAUCUCGUGGCCCCAGUUCGAGGAAGCGUAAUCUGGAGGAAGGUGGGAGUACAGCUGAUAAGCCAAUAAACAGGCUUCAGCCUGCUGACAGUAUAGAAGGAACUGUAAUUGACCGCGACGGUGAUGAAGUUGAUGAUGCUGUACAAAACUCAGAUAUUCGGAACAAAAGGCCUCGUGGCUUUAAUCUUUUUGAUGUCAAUCGUCCAUCUUCUUCCGGAGCUGGUCCCAGCAGAAAUUUAAGUCUUGAGCUGGAUAUAGAUGUCAACAGAUUUGAGCCAUCUAAAGAGGGUCCAUCUAUCCUUCGCAACUCGUCUGCUAGAGACUCCAUGAGGGCAUCUUCUGUUAUUGCAAUGAAUAUUAUUCACGGUGCGGAGGAAAAUUCAAUGGAGAGUGUUGAAUACCAUCCAUGUGAUGGUGAUGAUGUUGAGAAGCCUUCAAGUGCACUCAGGAGUGGUGGAAUGAGUGACACAUUGGAUCUCAAUUAUAGCAACCAAGCACAGGAAAGCAAUUUUGUACAGCCUGCUGCUGACAGUAAUGCAAGAGAUAUAGGAGGGAGUAGUAUGAAUGGAGGGGAAGAAGUCCUCAAUGCAGAAACAGCUCCUGCUUUUGCUAGGGAUCAACUUAGCAUUGGAGUUAGCGGAGGCAGUGUUGGGAUGGGUGCUAGUCAUGAAGCCGAAAUUCAUGGAGUUGAGGUUUCUGAACAUAAAACUGAGAGUGUUGUCGGAGAUGUGGAACCAGUUCCCGAGCUUACUGAAACCAUGGGGCAUACUGGUGAGUCAGCUCCUGGACCUGGAAUAAUGGAUGAGUUUGUCCCUGGAGAUGCUGGUCGAGAAGAGCCUCAGGGUGAUAGCCACGAUAUGGCAUCUCGGUUAGUGGGUCGAGUUGACAGUGGUUCAACUAAAGCUGAUUCGGUCGAGAGUGGAGAGAAGAUGAGCCAUGCCAGAGGCCAGGAGAGUAACAUACAACAUUCCCUUUCUUGCAAUGCAAGAGUUUAUUCUGGCAUUGAUUUAUCUAAAGAUGAAGUGACUCAGACUGGUAAAAUGCUGACCAAGGACGAGUAUGACCCAGGAAAUGAUCUUGGAGCAACGAAUGGAGAGAAUGAUUAUGAAACGGGUCUUCCAGAAUUUGAUCCAAUUAAGCAUCACAACAACUAUUGUCCAUGGGUAAAUGGAUAUGUUGCCAUUGCUUGCACUAUGAAUACUGGUUCCAGCACAAAUAGUGCAGCAUUUUGUGGCUGGCAGCUUACAGUAGAUGCACUUGAGACUGUCCAGUCUCUUGGCCAGAACCAAUAUCAAGCCAUGAGGUCUGAUUCUGCGGCGUCACUGUAUAAGGAUGACCAUGCUGCACCUAGCCACAAGCUGCUGAAAAGGCCAAAACACAGCAAGUGCUAACUGAAGCGCUGCUGGUACAUGCGUACAUUCGCUAAACUUGGAUACAGCUAAAAAAUAGUUUGACUGAUGCAAAUCUGAAGAGAUCUAGUUUGCUAUUUGCAAGACUAGGCUUGGAGCUCGACAUAGCAGAAGAGCUCAGAAGGCGCAAACGGAAUAAGUUGAGCAUUGUAGAUUGUAGAUGGACUUGUUGCCAAGCUGUUGGUUCUUCUUUUAUUGUGUUUAUAUAUAUAUAUAUAGUAUUGCUAUUCUGGAAGAUUUGGUGAGACUAAAAUUCUGGAUCUACCGUCUAUAAGACUAAGAUUUGUGCCAGUGAACAACAUUUGGCUGAGUUAACCGUAAUUUAAAUU